Camellia sinensis is the source of this 773-nucleotide messenger RNA. RefSeq names its product cytochrome c oxidase subunit 6b-2. Gene Ontology annotation, cellular component: respiratory chain complex IV; mitochondrion. NCBI's taxonomy places the organism in Eukaryota, Viridiplantae, Streptophyta, Magnoliopsida, Ericales, Theaceae. The record is from RefSeq and is a predicted model, not a curated record.
GUGGCAGUUUCUGAUUGACCUUCGGUCGAACUGCGUUGGUCCACUAUAUGAAUCCCCUCGCAUUUCAUCGACCCUUUAGCGCUCUCUCUCUCUCUCACGCGCAAAUUGGAAGCUGACGUUUGUUUCUCUCUUUGAUCUUGAUCGCAAUGGCCGAGAUUGAACUGAAGACUGCACCAGCUGAUUUUCGGUUUCCUACAACCAAUCAGACCAGACACUGUUUCACUCGCUACAUUGAGUUUCACAGGUGCUUAGCAGCAAAAGGAGAGGAGUCUAGUGAAUGUCAGAGGUUUGCCAAAUAUUACCGGUCCCUUUGCCCAGGUGAAUGGAUUGAGAGGUGGAAUGAGCAGAGGGAGAAUGGGAUUUUCGCAGGGCCUCUUUAAUCGAACUUCUUCACUUGGAUAACCUUGUUGGCAUGGAGUUUUUUCAGAUAGCAUUCUGUGUUUUGUUUGAAGCUAGUUAUUUGGUUUGAUUUGAAGCUCAAUGGAUUAAUAAGGCUCCUGAGACUCUUUUUGAACAUUGACACUUGAUUAUUGUUAGUAAGCAAGUUACUUAAGAGCUUGGAAGGGGCAUGGUGUGUUUCUGUUUUUCUGUUCUUUUUUUUUUUUUUUUUCAUUUUCGGUGUUUUUGAUGUUUCCAAGUCCCAUUUCACCUGCUGAUUGGGAAACGGAAAAUUGAGGAGAAAUGAAUGUAGGUUUUCUGGACUGCUCCUCACGAGCCAUCACAUUGUUUUGUUUCUUGUUGGUGCUUAAUGGAUAGUGUUUUGUUCAUUGCCA